AUGGCUCGACGUAAUUUUUGCAGGAUAACGAUGCGUCAGUCCCCAGUAGUCUGCCGUCGACCAACAACAGAUUUAAACAGACGUCCAGAAAGUGCUACGAGAUUCACUGUGUUAGGGGCUGGUCUAUUAAUUGGGACAGCUCUGAUUGUCAUCAUUCCUGAAGGAAUUGAGUCUUUAUUCAGUGAAGUGGAUACUAUUAGACAAGGGGUGGGGCAACUGCAAACAAUAGGACUAGUAGUACAUGCUGCAGCGGAUGGUUUGGCACUUGGAGCAGCUGCUGGAUUAUCUAAGACCGAUGUGGAAGUUGUAAUCUUUUUAGCCAUAAUGUUUUACACAGGCACCUGCAGCGUUUGGUUUGUCUCUUUUCUCAUGCAUGAGGAUAUGACAAACAGACAGUCUCGAUAUCACCUGCUUUUAUUUUCACUGGCAGCACCAUUGGCAGCUUUUUUCUCUUAUUUUGGAUUAGUAAGAGUAAGUAUUAUGUACAUAACGCAAGUACCUAUUACAGGAAUCACUAUGUUAUUCUCAGCUGGUACAUUCUUGUAUGUUUCAACAGUUCAUGUAUUAAAUGAAGUCACUCACAUGUCCUCUUCAUCUGGUGGCAAUGGCUCCACCUCCAAACUGACAAACCAUCGGAAAUUGUUAUUGUUGUAA
This is a messenger RNA of Gigantopelta aegis, 654 nucleotides long. Its product is annotated as zinc transporter ZIP9-like. Gene Ontology annotation, molecular function: metal ion transmembrane transporter activity. Gene Ontology annotation, cellular component: membrane. The record is from RefSeq and is a predicted model, not a curated record. Gene Ontology annotation, biological process: zinc ion transport; transmembrane transport. Lineage: Eukaryota; Metazoa; Mollusca; Gastropoda; Neomphalida; Peltospiridae.